AUGUGUAUGGAGUCUUGGGGGCGUAAUAUUUAUGCAAGAGCACUUAUUGAGUUGAACGCGGGUAGUGAUAUUAAAAAGGAACUAGUCAUUGGUGUUCCUGGAUUGGUUGAUGGCGGGUUUAUGAAGACAACUAUUGAGGUUGAGUAUGAAUGGCAGCCUCUGCACUGCCAAGGGUGCAAGGUCUUUGGACAUACCAUUCAGAAUUGUCCUAAAGCUAUAAAAGCAACAAAGGAAAUUCCAAAAGAUGGUGAGUUUCAAACUGUUGCGCGAAAAGGAAGAAAGGCCGGGAAAGGGAAACAAGAUGGCAAAGGCAAUAACGAGAAGCACAUUGAAGGAAUUCGGUUGAACAAAUCAAAGCCUAAUUUUGUAUAUACACCGAAACGGGCACAAAGAGAACCAAAAGAGAAAGAUAAUAAGUCUCAAACAGCCUCAAAUAUUGCUUCUUCAUCCCGUCAACCACCUGUUAAUACAAGCAACUCAUUCUCGGUUUUGGGGAAAGGUUUGGAUGUACAUGAUGACUAUUUAAACUCUGUUUUAGAGGAGGUGGGUUUAAAUGAAACACAACAAUUUAGAAGAGUUCCUAAAUGUACAAACCCCGAGUUGGAGAGUGAUGAUGAUGAGGUGGAAAUUGUUUUUGCGGAGAGUGAUUUUUUGGCUACCAAAAAAGGGGCAAGCACUCCUGUAAAACUGGUUCCCAAUGUAUAA
This is a messenger RNA of Erigeron canadensis, 705 nucleotides long. RefSeq lists its product as uncharacterized. The coding region runs from base 1 to 705 and encodes 234 amino acids. The record is from RefSeq and is a predicted model, not a curated record. The transcript has a single exon. NCBI's taxonomy places the organism in Eukaryota, Viridiplantae, Streptophyta, Magnoliopsida, Asterales, Asteraceae.